UCCUGUUGUGGGAUUGGUUCAGAGGAGGACAGACAUAAACAGAAGGAGAUGCACAGACCAGCAUAGUCUUUGUUUCUUCGUUAUCUUUAACAACAAUAAGGAAGUAUUCUGUCGGAGCGGUUAAGCAAUACAUAUUUCUCUUGAAAUUGAUUUAGCUGCAAAACAAAGGCAAAAUGAACGGAGCAGCAUUCCCCUCCCCCACGGCAGAGAUGGCGGAGAUGAACCGUAUCCAUUAUGAACUAGAGUACACAGAGGGGAUCAGCCAACAGAUGCGGAUCCCCGAGAUGCUCAAAGUGGCCCCCUACUCUUCUGAGAACCAGGGCACCGGCCUGCAUGAGUACUCUCAUAGCAGUGCCAUGAUGCAAGUUCCAGAGAGAAUUGUGAUCACAGGAGACGAGGAUGAUCACCAGUACUCCAGACCCAGAGACCUGGACCUCAUUCAGUCUACCCCACUGGAGGCUUUAUCACUGAAGACCCCACCCAGAGUCCUCACUCUCAACGAUAGGCCUCUGGACUUCAUGGAGAUGGACCGGAGUUCAGCUCAAGCACCACCCAGUGAAGAACAGUUGAGGCCCCAGGCGCGACUACGAAGGGAGCGCUCGGCGAGUGAGAACACCCCAAUCCGCCAAAGCGGCCAGCUGACCAGAAACGAUUCCUCUGCAACCUCGUCCCUCCUUGUCCCUGUUCGCACCUGCCCCCCCUUCACUGCUGCUGAGGACCAACAGAACCUGUACAGCACUAGCGGUGUUCUGUCUUUCAUCCAGACCACCACGCGCCGGGCCUACCAGCAGGUCCUGGAGGUCCUGGACGAGAACCAGAGCAGCAAACCAUCACUGCGAGGGGGGUCGGCCUCCAACCCCCUGCAUGAGUCCAGGCUGGUAUUAGCUACACUUGAUAGCACUCUUGAUGCGGGUUGUGACGACAUGGCUGUCGUUGAUGCAGCAACACUUCGACGUCAGAUCAUUAAACUAAACCGGAGGCUGCAGCUUCUGGAGGAGGAGAACAAGGAACGAACAAAACGAGAGAUGAUCCUCUACUCAAUCACUGUGGCGUUUUGGCUCAUCAACAGCUGGGUGUGGUUCCGUCGCUAACUGCCCUUCCCUGGUACCGCGUGUGUGUGCGUGUGUGUGUGUGUGUGUGUGUGUGUGGACGGACCCUCCCUUAUUCUAAGUGUCAGAAAUGUGCGUCAUGUUUGCUGCACUUGUUUCGCUUACAGGCGUGUGCACAAUAUAAUGUACUCUAUUUCUUUAUAGUAUACAUGUCCACUUUAUUUUUUACUUGUGGUUCUUAAUCAUAUCAUCCUUUAUGUGGUCUAGACUCUAUAAAAAAAAAAACAUUGCGGCCAUUCCUCUAGCCAAUGAUGCUGACUGCUUGUUGUCCAUGCCUGUUGCCACUUUAAGAUGUCCUGAAGGCAACAGAAGUGUUUUGAAGAAAUGGGUUAACGUUGACAAAUUGUGGAAUUACAGAGUUUAAUAGGAAUGUAAGAAUAUAUUUAUUGCAUUAGAUUGCCCUGUGGUAAGAGAGGCUGUAAAACAAGACUGUAUAGUUCAAAUAUUGUUUAUACACUUAAUUGAAUGCACGUCUUAUAUGCUGUUGUAAAAUAUAAAGAACACGUGUAAGGACUACCUAUGAAGCUUGGCAUGACUAUUCUGAAAACUGUUUUUUUCAGCUAUUAUUGGAACAACACGGCUUCAAUCUCCCGUUCAUUAGAGACCUGCAUAAUAAUGCUGAUCAUUGUAUAUUUAUUUAAAUAAAAGGCUGGUACUCAUAAGAACAGGCUGGUAACAUAAAACAGUAAACUGUCUUUAUUCCAAAGAUAUCCUUCAAAAACAGAAAUUUAUGUUUGUAAUCUCACACAGUAUUCAGUUUGCAAUCUCCAAUGUCAGUUCGGUAGAUACUAAAGGUAAGCUAUGAAAAUAUGGGUAAAAAUGUAAUUUCAAUACGCUCUGCAGUCAUGUAUAAAUAUAGCGAGCCUAAACAUCACUAUAAAUUAAGAAGUUUUUUUUACUGUGUAGAACAAUUGGGCACUAACCACACAUUGUACAUUGUGUAAAUGAAAAUAAAACUUGAUCUGAAAGUCUCAAUCAAGUUCCUCAAUCAGACGGGUGGGUGGACUGGUGGAAUUUUGGUUUGGAGUGGACCCUUCGAGAGAUUUGAAUAUCACUGGCAUAGAAUCAUCCUCAGCUCCUGGACCCACCAUGGCAACACCCUUCUCGUAGUCAUCAAUCAAUGUGUUGUGAUCACUCUUUUUGAACAACAAGGCUGGGCUUGGUGAUGCCUCAAAAGCCGCAGCCGCCUCACAUUGAUAUUGUGUCAAA
Messenger RNA from Gadus chalcogrammus (walleye pollock), 2318 nucleotides. RefSeq names its product mitochondrial fission factor a (gene mffa). The transcript has 8 exons. The record is from RefSeq and is a predicted model, not a curated record. Gene Ontology annotation, cellular component: mitochondrial outer membrane; peroxisome. Lineage: Eukaryota; Metazoa; Chordata; Actinopteri; Gadiformes; Gadidae. Gene Ontology annotation, biological process: positive regulation of mitochondrial fission. The coding region runs from base 174 to 1091 and encodes 305 amino acids.